Trichoderma gamsii is the source of this 480-nucleotide messenger RNA. RefSeq lists its product as hypothetical. Lineage: Eukaryota; Fungi; Ascomycota; Sordariomycetes; Hypocreales; Hypocreaceae. The record is from RefSeq and is a predicted model, not a curated record. The transcript has 3 exons. Bases 1 to 480 code for a protein of 159 amino acids.
AUGAGCCCGAUCUUAAGCGUUUCUACAAAGAUUGAGAUCGCUGCCUCGCCAGCGAUUGUCCGAUCCGUGUUCUUAGACUUUGCUCGCUAUUCGCAAUGGCAGCCCGGUUGGAAUAUUCAACCUGCCGAACCUGGCAAGCAGCCUAUCGACCUAAAGUCGGGAGACGGCCUGAAAGUUAACAUGAAUGGAAGCUCACACAACCCAGUGAUAGUGGAGAAUUCGCCCGAAUCCUUUCAGUGGGAAGGAUCGCUAUUCGGACUGGCCAAGGGCGUCCACCAGUUUCAUUUCACCCCAAGCGAAACAACUCCAGGAAGCACCACUUUCACUCAAGGAGAGGAUUUUCGAGGACUUCUAAUCACACUCUCCUCGCCAUGGUGGAAUUCGAGAAAGUUUGACUUAUCUCCAUGGGACAAAUUCAAUGCUGAUUUGAAGAAUGAAGCUGAGAAAGCCUCGAAACAAAUUCCAGAGGCAGAGCACUAG